Syzygium oleosum is the source of this 429-nucleotide messenger RNA. RefSeq names its product alcohol dehydrogenase 1-like. Gene Ontology annotation, molecular function: S-(hydroxymethyl)glutathione dehydrogenase [NAD(P)+] activity; zinc ion binding. Gene Ontology annotation, biological process: formaldehyde catabolic process. Gene Ontology annotation, cellular component: cytosol. NCBI's taxonomy places the organism in Eukaryota, Viridiplantae, Streptophyta, Magnoliopsida, Myrtales, Myrtaceae. The transcript is spliced from 5 exons. The coding region runs from base 1 to 429 and encodes 142 amino acids. The record is from RefSeq and is a predicted model, not a curated record.
AUGGUGCCACAACAUGUUUCAGCGGCAUUAUCUUUUGUUCCAGCAGGACUGGGUGCGACGCUGAAUGUUGCAAAGCCGAAAAAGGGACAGUCUCUUGCUAUUUUUGGCUUGGGCACUGUUGGGCUUGCUGCUGCUGCAGGGGCGAGGCUCUCUGGUGAUUCCAGGAUCAUUGGAGUGGAUUUGAACCCGAAUAGAUUCGAAGAAGUUGGAUCCUUACUUAUGGUUCAUACACCCGAAUUUCUGCGACAGCAAAGAAGUUUGGCAUUACUGAGUUUGUGGAAUCCUAAAGAUCAUAGUGAACCUGUUCAAGAGGUGAUUGCAGAGAUGACCAAUGGAGGAGUAGACAGGAGUGUCGAAUGUACCGGGAGCAUCCAGGCGAUGAUCUCGGCAUUUGAGUGUGUUCACGCUGUAAAUCCCGUGAACAAAUGA